Neoarthrinium moseri is the source of this 972-nucleotide messenger RNA. RefSeq lists its product as uncharacterized. Gene Ontology annotation, molecular function: protein binding. Gene Ontology annotation, cellular component: cytoplasm. Lineage: Eukaryota; Fungi; Ascomycota; Sordariomycetes; Amphisphaeriales; Apiosporaceae. Bases 1 to 972 code for a protein of 323 amino acids. The transcript has 5 exons. The record is from RefSeq and is a predicted model, not a curated record.
AUGGAUAACUUCAAGGCCAUCGGCAACAGCCUGACCUCGCUCGGGUCGCAGUUCACCCCCUUCGCAUCGCGGACCUUCCAGUACACCAAGGAGCAGCUUGGCCAGGCUGAAGACAAGACCCAGCUGCCCCCCGACUACAUCGACCUCGAGAAGCGAGUCGAUGCCCUCAAGCAGGUCCACCAGAAGAUGCUCUCCGUGACGUCUCAAUACUCGCACGAGUCCUACGACUACCCGCCCAACAUCAAGGAGACCUUCGGCGACCUGGGCCGCACCGUCAGCGAGAAGGUCCAGCUCCUGUCCACCGCCUCGACUCCCGCCGAGGCCCAGGCCGCCCUCACGGCGCCCCCUUCCGCCAAGCCCCAGCCCAAGACCUUCAACCAUGCCCUGGCCCGCGCCAGCUUGGCCAGCUCCCAGCUCCUCCACCAGCAGCACACGGGCGCCGGCGAGGACCCCCUGGCCACCGCCCUCGAGAAGUACGCCCUCGCCAGCGAGCGUGUUGGCGAGGCCCGCCUCGCCCAGGACGCCCAGAUCCAGAGCCGCUACCUGGCCGGCUGGAACACGACCCUCAACACCAACCUGAUGUUCGCCUCGCGCGCCCGCAAGAACGUCGAGAAGGCCCGCCUGACCCUCGACUCGGUCAAGUCGCGUGCCAAGGGCAACACCUGGAAGAUUGGCCCGACCUCCCCGCGCGACGAGCAGCCCGCCUCCUCCGAGGAGCUCAGCCCCGAGGCCCAGGAGGAGAUCGAGAAGGCCGAGGACGAGUUCGUCACUCAGACCGAGGAGGCCGUGGGUGUCAUGAAGAACGUCCUGGACACCCCCGAGCCCCUCCGCAACCUCGCCGAGCUCAUCCAGGCCCAGGUCGAGUACCACAAGAAGGCCUACGAGAUCCUCAACGAGCUGGCUCCCGUCAUCGAGGGCCUUCAGGUCGAGCAGGAGGCUGCCUACCGCAAGAGCCGCGAGAGCGCUUCUUAA